Molecule: messenger RNA, 6412 nt
Organism: Colossoma macropomum (tambaqui)
Lineage: Eukaryota; Metazoa; Chordata; Actinopteri; Characiformes; Serrasalmidae
Gene: ptpn22
Product: protein tyrosine phosphatase non-receptor type 22
Exons: 26
Coding region: 523-3750 (1075 amino acids)
Biological process (GO): peptidyl-tyrosine dephosphorylation
Cellular component (GO): nucleus; cytoplasm
Molecular function (GO): non-membrane spanning protein tyrosine phosphatase activity
Source: RefSeq, a predicted model, not a curated record
AAGAGAGAGAGAGAGAGAGAAGAAAAAAGAUAACAGCAAAGUGAGAGCGAGAGAGAAGAAAAAGAACAAGUGACUGAGAGAGCAAAAGAGAGAGAUGACGACCACAGUGAUAUUUUUAAUCUGACCACAGAAGCUGUUGACUGCCACCACCACUGCUUCCGUGAUGACAGCUCAUCUAGCACUUCAAGCGCUCAGUUCCUCAAGCCUGAGGCCAGUUCUCAGCCAACAGGCGCUACGACAAAAGAAGAAAAGACUGUGCGAGACAGUGACAGGAGGAGGAGAAGGGGAAAGAACUAAUUGAGGGGAAAGGAAAUCCAAAAGAGAAAGAGAAAGAGAGUAAGAGAGAGAGAGAGGAAAAGAGAGAGUAAGAGAGAGAGAGAGAGAGAGAGAGAGAGAGAGAGAGAGAGAGAGAGAGAGAGAGAGAAGCAGGUAGGCAGGUAGGCGAACUGUCUCCAGGCAGCAAGCCUACCUUAACACCAUCCUCUGGGACAUGACAGAGGUCACUGGUGGGACAUAUAAACCAUGAACCAGCAAGCUCAUCUUCUGAGGGGCUUUCUGGCUCAGUUUGCCAGCAAGGAGGCAGUGGACGGGGAUGAGGACAGUGGCUUUGAGGCUGAAUUCUUGAAACUAAAGAGGCAGUCCACCAAAUACCGAACAGACAAGACCUACCCCACCAAGGCUGCCGAGAAGCAGGACAACGUGAAGAAGAACAGAUACAAGGACAUCGUUCCAUUUGACCACACCAGAGUGAAGCUCUCUCUAAGCACAUCCAAAAAUGACACCGAUUACAUCAAUGCAAACUUCAUUAAGGGCGUUUUUGGGCCAAGGGCCUACAUCGCAACACAGGGACCACUGCCAAACACUGUCUUGGACUUCUGGAGGAUGCUUUGGGAGUACAAUGUGCAGAUCGUUGUAAUGGCUUGCAGGGAGUUUGAAAUGGGAAGGAAAAAGUGUGAGCGCUACUGGCCUGAGACUAAGGUGGAUGCAUUUGUGUGUGAACCAUUCACUGUACGCUGUGAAUCAGAAGAGAAUAAGGGAGACUAUGUGACAAGGAUCCUGAGGGUGACCUUUAAUAAAUCAUCUCGGACCCUGAGGCAGCUGCACUACAUGAACUGGCCUGACCACGGCGUGCCUGACUCUAUCCCAUCCAUCCUGGAGCUGUUGCAGGAAAUGCGUAUGCACCAGGAACAUGAUGAUAUACCUAUCUGCAUCCACUGCAGUGCCGGCUGUGGAAGGACAGGAGCCCUCUGUGCCAUUGACUACACUUGGAACCUAUUGAAAAGACAAAUAAUACCGGAGAACUUCAGCAUCUUCAACAUGGUUCAAGAAAUGAGGACACAGAGGCCUUCUGUAGUUCAAACUAAGGAGCAGUAUGAACUGGUGUACAGAGCAGUUAAAUUCCUGUUUGAGAAGUAUCUGCAGAUGAUGGAGCCAAACACAAACCAAGAUAAGGUUCCGUCAGCACCAUCACCCAUCCCUGAAGACAGUGAUAGUGACCUGUCAGACCCGGAGCCAGUGAUAGAGACCUGUCUGGACCCGGAACCAAAGCUUGGUGCAAUGUACUACAGCCUGCAGCUAGGCUCUGAGCCCAGGUAUCGCAUACAGGAUCUGUCCAACCAUGUCGUGCCAAAUGUCAUCUCACAGCAGCUGUCCUAUUCACCUCCACUUAGCCCACAGGUCCUCACCCCUAAUGCAGUGGCGGGCUGGGCUGUGUCUACAACAGCCCCAGUGUCCACCAACUCAACUUCAAUGCGGCAAACAGAUUUUGGACACUAUGUGUCCGAAAUACCUGAACCUGUAAUGAGGCACCGAGCUGAUGCUAUGAGUGCCAGUGUUCCCAUCAAACCACCACGGCCAAAGGAGUCGAGCCUUAGUCAGAGACCUUUGGACCAGCCAGUUUUGAACAAUGUCUCCCAUUCUGCAGCACCACACCAACAACCACCAAUACAAAAACCAGUGCCAAGCCAGAGGCUUCUGGAGCAAACAGUGAUGAACAAUUCUGUAGCACCACACCAACCACCACCCAUACAGCAGCCUAACCCAGCCCAGAGGUCUCUGGAGCAAACAGUGAUGACCAGUGCUGUAGCACCACAGCAAUCACCACCAGUACAGAAACCCAUGCCAAGCCAGAAGCCUCUGGAGCAAACAGUGACAAGCAAUGCUGUAGCACCACACCAACCACCACCCAUACAGCAGCCAAACCCAAGCCAGAGGUCUCUGGAGCAAACAGUGAUGACCAGUACUGUAGCACCACAGCAACCACCACCAGUACAGAAACCUGUGCCAAGCCAGGGGCUUCUGGAACUAACAGUGAUGAGCAAUGCUGUAGCACCACACCAACCACCACCCAUACAGCAACCAAACCUAAGCCAGAGCUCUCCGGAGCAGGCAAGGAUGAGCAAUGUUUCUCCUGCCAUAGGUCAACUCCAGCCUCCUGAGAUAAAAUCCCUCUGUCUUACUGUGGAGGAUCCAUAUUUCGGCCCAGACUCUCCAGUAUCCGUGGACAGUUUCUGUUCUUCAUCGGAUGACAUAACAGCCGUGGAUAAGUCUCAAAAGUGGUCUCAAAAUCCCUGUUUCAGUGGCCCUGUUUUGACUCUUAAUGACCAGCCUCUUGAACCACCAGCACUGGAGGAAAAUACAGGUAUGACUUCACCAUCAUCUGAUAGAGACUGUCCUCCUCCUCUACCAGAGAGAACCCCAGAAUCCUACAUUCUGGCUGAUGAAGUCACAGAUAACACUUCGGUUAGCCAGAAUUUGGUGUUGAUCAUCCCGCCUGAAACUGCCUCUGAGACAGUGAAUGGAGGAAGCCCACCCUCUCCAGCGCCCCCUCUGCCUGAGAGAACGCCAGAGUCCUAUGAAUUGGCUACCGAUGAAGAUUUAGUGCAGAAUGCAGUACAAGAGAAGCCCCAGCAAACUGUGCUCCGAGUUGGGAAGUCCUCUGAAUGGUCUGGGAAUUCAAACUCAGACUCAGACAUUAUGAGAACCUGGUCCAGGAGCAAGAGUUUAAGAGCUAGAUUGACAGUGUCACUUCAUGUUCCAGCUCACAUUCAACCUCUCGCUCCUCUUGAAAGACCUUCAGAAGUUUUGACUCAGGAUCCUCCACCAUGUCUCACUCCUCCUCUGCCUGCACGGCCUUCAGAGUCAUGUGGUGCGAGUCCGGCGUCCCUCACCCCUCCACUCCCUAAGAGAACCCCAGAGUCCUUCAUCCUGGACACACAGGAAGAGCAGAGCAACAACGCCCCCUGUCAGUCAUCUGAUAUGCUGCACCAAAGGCAGCGGCUAGGCACCUCGUCUGAGUGGGCAGGGAACACCCAGACCAGGACGUUCCUAGACGUCAUGAGCAGAAGCAAAAGUGUUAAAGUGAGAAGUUCAAAAAAAGAGUCUUCAUCUCUAGCUCCUCUGUCCACUGCCGCCGCCACAACCACGGUUACAGCACAGAGAGUGUGUUGGUCCAGCAGGAGAGCAGCAGCCAGUGGACGGGCAGACUUUCUGUCCCCGCCAGACCAGUGGCGAACCAACCAGACGCAGCUACUGAGAGGACAUCACUGGCCAAAAAAUCCAGGACAAAGGUUUAUCUCUUACACUUUUUUAGUUAUUAACUGUGGUAUUGGUCUGAACUCAGAACAGCUCAAUUCACAUGUGAUCCUUUAUGAAAUGACCCAGUGCAUCAUGUUUGAAUUCAUUUCAGUUAUACGAUUCAGAAUAAUUCAUAAAAAUACACUGAAGGGAGUACAUAUUAGUGGAAUAUAAAUAAUAUACCAAUAAGCUUUUUUGUUAUGUUUGAAAAUACUCAAGAUAUGAUGAAAUGAGUGCAUACUUACUGUAUAAUACUUGUAAAACAAUCAGCUCUAAUUGAUUCUAACCUUCAGAAUCAAUGCAGCUGAAUCCACUGCUUUCAGAUUGAUGCCUUUUUCCACUCUCAAAAGUUUCUGUUUGUUACCUAUUGGUACGUGUGGGGAAAAUAUAGUCAUUAGUGUCUUGCACACUAGAUACACACCACCUAUAUUAUGCGAUUAUACUACAGUGUAUAUGACUUCAUCAGACUCUUUUUCUGUUCAUGCAGAGUUUGAGGUUUUUGAAAGGAAGAAAAAGUGAGUAUUGUGGCAACGAUUCACAUGACAAUCACUGUUUUUUAAAAACAAAAUGUUAAGAUGUCUAUAAUGUGAGAGAAAUUUUGUAUUCUUUAAACACUGCAGCACUGUCCUUACUUAUGAAGCACACUGUUCGUCUUUAAUUUCACUGAAAAGAUAUUCUUCACGCCUGUGGCACCUAAAUCUCUUUUUCUCCAAGUGCCACUGCCUUUUAUGACCAUUGUCCAUUUUUGCAAUUAGCUUUUAACUGUUAGCUACAUACGUGUGGUUAAACCUGUGUGUUAGUGACGAUUGUGCCAUAGAUUUUUAAAAAGCGUAUAGUAUGAGUAUGUUUUGUUUAAAAAAGUAUUUGAAAAAUCUUAAAAGGGAAAUGUUUCCUCUCUUCUUGAAUGAGGGGAUUUUGGCAACCUUCUGGUGGGCCAAACCAAAUGUCCUCACUUUGGGCAGCCCUGUUCUUGGUUAUAUAUUAUUAUUACUAUUAUGCUUGCAGCAAAGGCAGCUCCACCUUCUGCUGCUCCUGCUGCUCCACCCAGUGCUGCUAUUGGAGGAUUCAAAUUUGGCUUUGGGACACGCUUUGGGAAGCCCAAAGGGCCAAGAACCCAUCCGGAGACGUGGGUGUAAGAACGAGCUGGGACAGGAAGUGCCUCAUAGCGUUUGGGGAGGGCUCCUGAGCACAGCUGCUUCCAUCAGCCUUUCAGACAGUGCAACGCCAGCAGCGAAGAGUCUUCAGUUAGGCCUUGAAGACCAACCAGCCUAAAGAAGCUAUUCUGCCUUGCAGAACACAGCGUGUAAUGUGGUUACAGGCUGCACAACAUGGACAAAAUAAUACCAUAAGGGGGGGGGGUACAUAUAGAAUCUAGAUGACUCCAAUGUGCAUCAUUUUAACAUAAAUAAAUACAGUUUUGUCUUUGUUUAUAUUUUUUUGGCAACAACUGUUGAUAUCCUGUUUUAUCUAUGUGGAAAUGUACACAUUUGAAUCAAGUGAAUGUAAGGCAUCAUGUCUUUGAGUACAUAUUGCAGUGUGCACUAGUGAAUCCUUGUGAUUCAGGACUGGCCACUGUUAUUUCAGAGCAAAAUGAUUUGUUUAUUGGAUCAACUGAAACGGAGCUAGAUUAACAGUGAUUAGUCAGGAUGCUCACAGCACAUAAUAAUAAAAAUGCGGGAUUUGUUAGAAGGCUAAGUUCCAUAUUACAGCCUUCUGUUUUAUCGGUAUUGCAAAGGCCGAUAUCACUGUAAUGAUGAAUUGCGCAGCCCUAGUUUGCUACUGAUUGGGUCUAUUUUGAUCUGAUUAGGAUCAGCCUAUAUUAUGUGAAGGACUGCCACACUGCUGUUUUUGCAUAUUUGGUACAGCUUUCUCAUAAAACUGAAAGUAAAACAAAUUGCACAACUAUUUCUCUAUGCCUGUUACAUGCUUAGCAGACUACCUGUUUGUUGUAUAUAUGAGCCAAAGCUCAAAAAGCUCCAGUGGACUUCUGUAUGACAACUAUGCACAAAAUAUUUUGUAUUGUAUUUAGAAGACAGAUGAAAAUGUACUUUUGUUUUACCCCGUUUUCUCAUGUGUAAUGAAACACUGUUGUAAUUUGGUGAACCUGGCUUUGUUUGUGAAGCACAGGUGUGGCGCAAUCACCAAAGCGAGUGCCUGGAACAAAUGGAAGCACGUUAGCGGUGACAGAGUAAUAGUUUUUGUCAUUUGGGACAAACUCUGCGAGGACCGCUUUGCUCUCUAUUAGACCUGCGUAAUAAACCACAGGCAACAUGAACAACUUUCUCAUUCUGAGGCUAACAGAAAAGCACAAUCUGUGUCAGCAUCCUUGUUCAUUUUGUUUCGUUAUAAAAUGAAAACAUUCGAUGGCAUGAUGGACGUACAUUAGAGAGCACAUAAUGAGCGAACAGAAAGGGGUAAUAUGCUGUUAGGACACAGGCUGAACCACCAGAGACAUUUCUCCCACCCCUUAACGAGGAACCCAGCAAAGGAUAUGUAGUUGUAGGGAGUCGUUUCUUACACUGGAGAGCCUUUGGUACCAAAUCAUUGUCUACACCACAAAGAUGUUUUAUUUAAAACACACACACACACUUUUUUUUUUUUUGAGUGGACUGUACUGUCAAACUUGUGCUUUUUUGGACUUUGUAAUGUAUUUAUGCGCUGCUGAAAUGUUCAAACUGGUGUCCUUUUCAGAAAAAUAAAACUUUGGUACACUCAUAAAAUGAUUUAUUUUAAAAAAAUACAGAAAAAGUCUAUGCAUUCCAUUGUAUGUUUUUAUACACAUGAUUAAGAGUAUCCACAUAACCGUUCUAUUAAAUGUCACUGAUUAUUUACAAAA